AAAGUACAUUUGGAAUUGGUGUGACUUAUUUUAAAGAUCAAAAAGAAAACCCACCUGCUAUGGAGGAAGAGUUUGAUGACUUAACCCAAUCGUCUGAAACAGCCUCAGCAUCCAGCAGGUUUCCUUCCCCCAAUUAUGAAGAUCUGUUAAAGCUAAUUGAACAUCUGAGCCUGGAAUGCAAAGAUUCUGGUAGCCUAUUAAAAAUCCGAGAUACAGUUCACUCAUAUAAAAUGUUAAUACAACUUAAAAAUAGUCACUGCAAAGCACUCAUGGCAAAACUUGGAACUAUGGAAAAUGAAGUGAGUGGACUACAAAAGAAGCUCUCAGAAGCAGAACAUGAAAAAAUAAAGCAGGAGCAAGAACUCUGCAAUCUGCGAUUUGCUUUAAAACAAGAAGUGGAGAAGAGAAAAAGUGCUGACUGGGUUUAUGAAAAAAUUAAGGGGCAGCUGAGAGAAAAAGAAGAGCAAUGUAAUAAAGAAGUUAAAAUGAAACAAAAACUUGAAAUCCGUGUUAGGGAACUGGAUGUGGAAUUGAAGACUGUGAGAAACAAUCUUAAUGAAGCUAUAGAGGAACGAAAUGGCACUGAAAGGCAGCUUUUGCAAGAACAGAAUGCCAGAAUAUUACAGGAUGAGAUCCUGGCAAAUCACCUUCACAAACAAAAGGAACUAAAAAUGGCACAAGAGAAAAUUAGUUCUCAGUUGCAAGAAGCACUGGACCAACACAUAGAGCCUGCACAAUGCAUUAAGAAGAUGCACGACUGCAUUCAGAAACUUGGACUUGAAAAUUGCAAGUUAAAAGCUACAGCAAGAAAACAAGCAGAGAAAAUUGAACAGUUAAAGGAAAACCUACUAAGGGAAAUUUUGAAUGAUGAUCUUACUGCAAAACUGGAAACUGCAUCUUCCAAAUGUCAACAUCUACAUAAAGAAAAUCAGCUGCUUCAGCAGGAGUUACUGUCUAUGAAAACCGUACAAAAGAAAUGUGAAAAAUUAAAGAAGCAUAAAAAGAAGUUAGAACAAGAAAUAGUUAACCUCAAAAGUCACAUGGAAAAGAAUAUGAUAGAAUGUGGUCAAAUAGAACAGUAUAAGUGGGAAAUUGAAGAGAAAACAAAGCAGGAGUUAGUGCAAAAAUUAAAACAAGUCAACCUAUUUUUGCAGACACAAGCCGCCUAUGAAGAUAAGCUGGAGAAGUUGAGGCACAAACAGAACGCUUCGGUACGAACGCAAAUGAAGCUCAGAAUACGGGACCUGGAGUCCGAAUUCUCUAAAAUGAAGAGUCAAGUAGAUUGUAAUCAAAUAGAAAUGGAAAACUAUAAGCAGCUCUACCUAGAAGAAGUCAAAAUUAGAAAAUCAUUGUCAAAUAAACUAAGCAAAACAGAUGAAAAGCUAGCGGAGGUCAAGACCAAACUUCUCCUGGAGAGAAAACAGAACAGGGCUUCACAACACAGCACCAUUGACACAAGAUCUGUCCUGGAGUCCACUUGUCCUAGAGACCUUAGUAAUAGAUUGUUCAUUCCAAGAACUUUCUCUGGAGAAAAUGUAAUGGUUCCUACCUCAAACCUCUGGCAUUCAAUUGAGACCACGGAAAACUGCAAGACUAAGGUGCUGCAGGAGUGGGAACAAAGUGUAACUAGAGAACUAAGACAAGCUACUGCUGAAUCUGGACUUCAUAGAACUUCUUCCCUAAAAUUUACUCAUAUAUGAAGUCAGAAUCUUCCUAAAGGACCUAUUAGGAGAAUAUGUAGAAAUUUUAAUAUAUAUGUAUAUAUUAUAUAUGUAUAUCAAUAAUUUGAAAUAAUAACAUUUUACCUUUAAUAUGUUAU
Peromyscus leucopus (white-footed mouse) is the source of this 1819-nucleotide messenger RNA. RefSeq names its product ankyrin repeat domain-containing protein 26-like. The record is from RefSeq and is a predicted model, not a curated record. Lineage: Eukaryota; Metazoa; Chordata; Mammalia; Rodentia; Cricetidae. The coding region runs from base 60 to 1700 and encodes 546 amino acids. The transcript has 11 exons.